This is a messenger RNA of Microdochium trichocladiopsis, 1668 nucleotides long. Its product is annotated as efflux pump antibiotic resistance protein. The coding region runs from base 1 to 1668 and encodes 555 amino acids. NCBI's taxonomy places the organism in Eukaryota, Fungi, Ascomycota, Sordariomycetes, Xylariales, Microdochiaceae. The transcript has 3 exons. Gene Ontology annotation, biological process: transmembrane transport. The record is from RefSeq and is a predicted model, not a curated record. Gene Ontology annotation, molecular function: transmembrane transporter activity.
AUGGCAGUGCCGCGGCCGUAUGAAGAACUAGGUGUGGAGUGGAAAGGAGACGAUGAUCGCACGCUUACGAACAUCACAGUCAUCGCAUGCAACGCCGCAACUAUUGACGCUGAAAUCGCUGAUGACAAUGGUGACUAUCCUUGGGGAAUAUCCUUGAUUUUUAUCAUUGUUGCCUUGGGUUUGAGCAUUUUCUUGGUAGCACUCGACAUGACAAUCGUCGCCACAGCUAUUCCAAAGAUGACAGACGAAUUCAGUGGUCUUUCCGAUGUUGCCUGGUACGGCUCUGCCUUCUUCAUGACCAUCGGUGGUUUCCAGUCGGCAUGGGGCAAGGCUUACACGUACUUUGAUCUCAAAACCACUUUCCUUGUUGCCAUGCUCAUCUUCGAGAUUGGUAGCCUGUUUUGUGGCGCUGCACCAAACUCUGCUGCCUUCAUCGUAGGACGCGGCAUCGCCGGUGUUGGUGCUGGGGGCCUCAGCUCUGGCUGCUAUACACUCAUUGCAUUUGCCGCCGAACCCAGAAAACGUCCAUUGUUCACCGGGAUCAUGGGUGCUUCUUACGGAAUUGCCUCUGUCGCCGGGCCCCUUAUUGGAGGUGCCCUCACCGACCAUGCCUCCUGGAGAUGGUGCUUUUAUGUCAACUUGCCCAUUGGCGGUCUCUCAGGAAUCGUCAUCCUCUUAUUCUUUACCGCACCAAGCAAAUCAAAGCCAGUAGCGGCUUCUCUUCGAGAGAAGCUCCUUCGAAUGGAUCCAAUCGGUAUCGUCCUGGUUAUGGGAGCGACUAUCGCUUUCAUCUUGGCUGUCCAGUAUGGUGGCCAGAGCCACUCGUGGGGUUCAGACACCGUCGCCGGCCUCCUUGCAGGAUCUGCUGUCGUUAUUGUCGUCUUUAUUGCCUGGCAGGCGUAUAACGGCGAGCGCUCCAUGAUAGUUCCGCGCAUCGUCAGGAAAAGAACUGUCUGGGUCAAUGCACUCGGCGGCUUCUUCCUGAGCUCUGCCUACCUCAUUAUCGUCUACUAUCUGCCAAUUUACUACCAGAGCAUUAAUAACGAUUCUCCAACCACGUCCGGAUUACGCAACAUUCCAAUUAUUCUUGCCGUCACCUUUGCCACCAUGUUGUCGGGCGUGCUCAUCUCGAAGACUGGCAUCGCAAUACCGCUCAUGGUGGUUGGUUGUGCCAUUGGGAUGAUUGGUACAGGGCUCAUGUGCACUCUUAGGCUCGGCGCGAAUGGGAGCAGAUUGACUGCGUACCAGAUUCUCGCCGGAGCUGGUUUUGGUCUCGCUAUUCAAGUCCCAAUGAUUCAUGCCCAAGGAAAUGCUGCAACUGAGGAUCUGGCUUUGACUACAUCCACCAUUAUGUUUUUCCAAACCCUUGGUAGUGCGCUUCUUCUCUCGGGCGCGCAAUCAGCCUUUGCGAAUGAGCUGCUGGUCAAGCUCAAAGAAUAUGUGCCGACAUCCUCUCCGGAGAUGGUGAUUGCCACAGGCGCGACACAGAUCCAGACGGCUUUCCCCGCCGCCCAGGUCACCGGUAUCCUGCAGGCUUACAUGGGAGGAAUCAACAUUGUUUUUGCCAUCUCAACCACGGCGGUCGGUUUGGCCUUCGUGACUAGCUUGGCCAGCUCGUGGAAAAGGCUGGGUGUGGAGUCGUUCAAGGUUGUGUGCGGUGCCGCAUGA